UACUAUGGUUGAAUACGACCAACAUGUAACUACCAAGGGUGAAUAUGACAAACAUGUAACUACCAAGGGUGAAUACGACAAACAUGUAACUACCAAGGAUGAAUAUGACCAACAUGUAACUACCAAGGGUGAAUAUGACCAACAUGUAACUACCCAGGGUGAAUACAACUCACAUGUAACUACCAAGGGUGAAUACGACCUUCAUGUAAUUACCAAGUGUGAAUAUGACAAACAUGUAACUAUCAAGGGUGAAUACGGACCUUCAUGUAACUACCAAGGGUGAAUACGACCUUCAUGUAACUACCAAGUGUGAAUACAACAAACAUGUAACUACCCAGGGUGAAUACGACCAGCAAGUUACUACCAAGGAUGAAUACGACUUUCAUGUAACUAUUAAAGGUGAAUAUGACAUGACAAACAUGUAACUACCAAGGGUGAAUACGACCUUCAUGUAACUACCAAGUGUGAAUAUGACAAACAUGUAACUAUCAAGGGUGAAUACGACCAACAUGUAGCUACCAAGGGUUAUUGGAAAAGCAUAAUUUAUUUCAAUGUAUGUGUGUAAUUUUUAUUUUUUGUGAUUUCAAUGUUUCAGAAGAUAAAAAAACACUUUUUUAAAUCAACGUUCAAAAGACUUAACUGUAACAAAGAUUAUAGAUCCAGCUGAUACACACUUGCUAUGAGAACAUGUUACCAUAUACAAUUUCCAUUGUCUUUGUGAAUCAAAGUCGGAUAAUUCAGUGCAAACUUUUUGACAAAUGGAUAAAGUCUGAAUCAAUACUUGGCACAUUUUCAUUUGUAGUACUCAAACAAUUCUCUGGUUCUUCAAUGAUUUGCUAAAUGUAUUUGAUGGAAUGGACAUAUUUGAAGCACCCUUAUAUGAGAGACGACAACUCAUAUAUACAGUAGUGUACAUAAGUGCCAUUGUGUUACUGCUGUAAACAAAUUGUCCAUUAUUAGUCAGCAACUGAGCAUGGUAUAGACUUUACGGAUCGUAUUGGAACAGUUCAAGAUCAUAAACUGACUGUACUGGAACGAUUUUAUCUACUUUGGAAAUUCUAAUGAAUCCCCAGGUUUAGGACUAGCGAACUUCAGGAUGAAGCUACAUGGAACAGUUGUCUUGCUGGGCAUAUUUUGCUGUGUUCAUUACGGAAUUGCUACUUCUGGUACAAUAGAAGAUAUGGAAAACCUUAUAGACAAAAUAUUCACAAACUACCGCAGAGAAAUACGGCCGGCACGUAACCUAAACGAAACCGUUCAGGUAAACAUUAGCUUUUUUCUCAUUUCCAUUGCAGACUUAGAUGAGGUUUCUGGAGCGAUAACCAUUAAUGGAGGAAUAAGCAUGCAUUGGCGAGACUUCCGGUUGUCAUGGAAACCUUCUGAUCAUGCCGGUAUCAGACAUUUAAUGCUGAACUCUUCAAUGAUUUGGAAACCCAAAAUAUUCAUACUAUCCUCCGCUUCAGACAUCGAAAGGUUCGAAUCUGAUGAAUUUGACGCAGAAAUUCGUAGAAAUGGCCUAGUGCUAAUGACGCCAGGGAAAAGAUUUGCCGCAAACUGUGAGAUUGAUAUGACAAAUUUUCCGACAGACAGACAGAAGUGUUCGAUGACUUUUAUUGCAUGGGGAUAUCCAAGCACUGAAAUAUAUCUCACUUCAAUGCUUUCACACUUCCUAAUGGAUUUCUUUAGUCCACAUGGUGAAUGGGACGUGGAAGAAACUUCGGCAGAGGCAUAUUCACAACCUGACGUAGGAAGUUCAAAACUUGUGUAUUACUUCAUUUUAAAGAGGAAAUCUCCUUAUUUUUUUUUAACAAUGAUCGUACCAGUGUAUAUCCUUUGUUUCCUCAACCCGUUCGUCUUUCUCUUGCCGGCCGCGUCGGGUGAGAGGAUUUCCUACACAAUCACAAUAUUCCUGUCGCUAGCAGUUUAUAUGACGCUCGUCGAUGACAACAUGCCGAAAGUUUCCGAGCCAAUGGCGGGUAUUUCCUACUUUCUCCUCAUAGCAAUGAUCUACAGCUGUGUGUUGAUAAUACUCACGAUAUUUACACUCCGUUGUGAGGCUCUGACAGAUGUAAGCAUAUUUCCAAAAUGUUUACGACGAAUUGUUUUUAAAAAGAACAGACAAAACAGUCGAAAGAUGAAUUACAGUACAAACAGUGACUCUGAUGUUGUGAAGUCGGAGUCCUAUGAUGUCAAUGUGGUCGGAAAUACAACAGAACACGGAAAGAAAGAAGAAAAUUUCCCAGAACCAGACAAAAGUGACAUCAUGAAAUGUAUUGAUAUUUCUCUGUUUGUCCUAUCAGAAGCCAUUGUGUUCGGUCUGAUCCUCGGUUUUGCUAUGGUUUAUUACAAAUAGGAGAAUAGCAAUGUAGAUGCUGUAGUGUCACAUGACAGUCAUGUGACAAUCUUAAGUAGAUGUCAUGUGAUGUGUUUACAAAUAAUUCAUCCAGAUUGAUCCAUUAUUUUUGAAAUUUAUACUGUGCUUAUACAAAUUUCUUAAUGAAAUCUAAAACAUAACACUUCAUAUUAACUGUUGACCCGCAGUCUCCAAUUACCUCAAAGCUAAUCUGAGCUACAUCUCGGAUCCCAUUGAUGCAGUCUAGAUCACAUGACUUGAUUGUUACACCAUUUUGAUCAACGUCACAGAAAUGCUUGGUACUACAAGUACACUACUGAUGGAUCACACGCAGUGAUGAUUCUGACUGAGUACAAUUGUGUUACUAUGAUGUCAUUUUGGUACUAUGCUGAUCUUCAUCACUGCGAAGCUUUGUAUUGAGUGCUAAAUAGGCUGCGAAUCAAUCACAGAAAUGAACUUGAUUUAAAAAUGCUAUUCUUUCAAAUGAACAUAGUAGAAACAAAGCACAUACUUAUCAAAGAAAGACACAGUUUAACCUUUGUAAAUGUAAAUACAUUUUUUUGUAUAACCAUUAAAUGCUUGUUAAAUUAUAUUCAUUGUCAAUAAAAAUGCAAUCUGAGUCAUAUAAAUAUUUAUGGCACCCUUAUUGUAUCUAUAUGUCAUUCAGAUUGCAUUUAUACUGACAAUGAAUACAGUCUGACAAGCAUUUAUUGUUAAGUGAAUACAUAGCUGCAUAUAGUAUACUAUCCACUUCUGUUUUUGAGAGUAAGUACAUCAUUGUAUAUGACUUAUAUAUAACCAUAACAAAUCUUUUCAACCUUGCUGGUUUUUUCAAUGGUUAAUUUUUGCAAUUUUAUCAAAAGCCAAUGUAAAAAAAAAGUAAUUUGUGGAAAUUAUGAAAUGGCCAUAAUCAUUCAUAUUAAUUUUAAUUUCAAGAUUUCAAGAUAGCAUGUGACUUGUCUUCGAUAUAUUGUUCAAUGAGGUAGUCACCAACUACUACAAAUCUCAAAAUGACCCUGGCUGUAACUUUAAUGUGUGGUCAAUACAGCUGACAAACAAACCUCUUAAAUAAAACUCCCAGAUUUG
Pecten maximus is the source of this 3439-nucleotide messenger RNA. RefSeq names its product neuronal acetylcholine receptor subunit non-alpha-3-like. The record is from RefSeq and is a predicted model, not a curated record. Gene Ontology annotation, cellular component: neuron projection; synapse; membrane. The coding region runs from base 1097 to 2353 and encodes 418 amino acids. Gene Ontology annotation, molecular function: neurotransmitter receptor activity; extracellular ligand-gated monoatomic ion channel activity; transmembrane signaling receptor activity. The transcript has a single exon. Gene Ontology annotation, biological process: chemical synaptic transmission; regulation of membrane potential; nervous system process. NCBI's taxonomy places the organism in Eukaryota, Metazoa, Mollusca, Bivalvia, Pectinida, Pectinidae.